AUGGAGAAAGAGAAGGAACACUUUAGUGUUUCAGGGUCUUCUGGUAUUAUACUAUCUGAUGAUUCACAAUUUCUCAACGCAGAUAAAGUUGGACAUGAUCUAAGCAGAUCAAUUGAGUCAUAUGACACUGGUAGUGAGACUGGUAAUAGUAAACAGGAUUUCUAUUGUGGGUUUUCCAUGGAAUCGACGAGUGGAAGGUUGAGUGAGGCUGAUUUGAGAGGAUACUUCGGCAAGUAUGGGGAAGUGAUGCAUGCUUUGGUUCUCUCAGACAAAGAUCGAAGAGGGUUUGGCUGUGUUACUUUCAAAGACCUAGAAACUAUUAAUAUAGUCAUUCGAGAAGAAUCUUCGGUAGAUGUGAAACCACCCCUGUGCAUUAGUGAGAGUAUCCAAGAACAGAAUAACCACUCAGAACAACUGCACAAUAAUGGAACUAGUAUUAAUAAGAAGAUUUUUGUAGGUCGUCUUCCAAGUGAUCUGACUGAGCUGGAAUUCAAGGACUACUUUUGA
Messenger RNA from Quercus lobata, 507 nucleotides. RefSeq names its product heterogeneous nuclear ribonucleoprotein 1-like. Gene Ontology annotation, biological process: regulation of translation. Bases 1 to 507 code for a protein of 168 amino acids. Gene Ontology annotation, molecular function: mRNA binding. The transcript has 3 exons. Lineage: Eukaryota; Viridiplantae; Streptophyta; Magnoliopsida; Fagales; Fagaceae. The record is from RefSeq and is a predicted model, not a curated record.